AUGUCGAGAGGAGGAGGAUCUAGGGACUAUGAGGACAGACCAGAAAUGUCCAGAAAUGGUCGCGGUGGCUAUCACAACGGAUUUUAUCAUGAAGGUGGACAGUCCAGAGACUCUUAUUCUAGGGAUGCGAACGGGUCUGGCAGCGGAGGUGUCAAACCAAGAAGAGGCCUUUCCCAAAGGUCGCGCGAAGGUGGAAGAAGACGGGAGCGCAAAACGAAGGAGGCCACCAACACGUUGACCACUCCACCACCGGAUAAUCUUUCUCGAAACUUUUAUCAAUCUCCAGUAAUACUCGGACGAACGCCCACAGGCCCAUCGUCACGUCCGGAAACCCAACGGGAGGAGGUUCCUCGAACAAUUGCGACUAAACCUUCUGAACCGAAACCGUCAUUGAAGACCAAACCUCUAGAACGGCCGUUUGCUAAAAUGAUCGAUGAGAAGGGAACUAUUAAUCAGGAAAUUGUGGGGAGGUUACUUAGUGAUCUCCCUGGCCAUUUUGUUGUGGGCGUAUGCGGUCCACAAGGUGCAGGAAAGUCAACGAUUCUGUCGAAAUUUUGUCAGGAUCAGAGUAAUGGCUUUACUCAACAAUCAAAUGAGACCUUAUAUGCGGCAAAUCAUGCCACUAUCGGCGUGGACAUUCAUGUAACUCCAGAAAGGAUUGUUUUGCUUGAUACACAGCCAAUCUUUAGUCUUUCGGUGCUUGAACGUGCAAUGAGGAACGAUUAUGUGCCUGAUGGAAUGUUGCCCGAGUUGUGGUUGGAAUUGCAGUCUCUUCAACUUGUCAUAUUCUUGCUUUCAGUGUGCAAUGUUGUUCUAGUGGUGACUGAAGGUAUGGACUAUAUGACUUGGAACUUCCUAAAGAAAGCAGAAAUGUGUAAAUAUCGUAUACCUGAAUUCCCGACCAUGCCUCAUUUGAACUCGGCUGAUGAUAUCGAAUAUUAUCCUGAAAUUGUGUUGGUAUGCAACAAGACACCUACACAGGAAUUUACAACACCACGAUACGAUGCUUUAUGCGAAAUAGUGUGUGAUAUGUUUGACACAACCAAAUUAAAUCUCUUCAAUACCGUUUCUCUGAACAAAACGUUUGCCAUAUCUCCACCAUCGCUUGAGUCUUCACCUAACCUAUUUCUCCUUCCAUACGAACCUCAUCCCUUACGCCAUAAAUCAGAAAACAUGACCUGGACGAAACUGAAUGCUCCAGACAGUUUUAUCUCGUUUGCGGAAUCUUUAAGGAAUCAGGUGUUUGGAUUACCCAAGAGAGAAGGGAAGAAGGGACAGGUAUCAGAGAAAGAUUGGUUUCGAAGUGCAGUAAGAGCCUGGGAAUUGGUCCGCAAGUCUGAAUUCAUCUCUGAAUACACUCGACUUGCUCAGAGAUUGAAAGAUAUGUGA
This is a messenger RNA of Paraglomus brasilianum, 1389 nucleotides long. The record is from the annotation of a GenBank genome assembly. Lineage: Eukaryota; Fungi; Glomeromycota; Glomeromycetes; Paraglomerales; Paraglomeraceae.